AUUACUUGCAAAAGUUAAAUUCUUGCAGCAGUGGUAGGAAAGCACUUGGAUGAGUCGGCUGAAAGAGACACCCAUGUUGCGUUAGAAAUGUAAAUAGUGUUCUUGUGUUGGAGGUUAUCACUUUUUCUUUUUUAAAACCUACUGUAGUAGGUACAAUACAAAUCUUCUGAGUAGGAAAUGGGCCAAAGUGACAUCAAAGAAAAUCAAACUUUUGAUAUGCUUUUAUUAACACUACUAAUCUGUAAUGUACAUGUAAUUAUUGACAGUAACAAACAUGUUUAUACAACUAGUACUGUUUAUAUGGAAAAUCGUGUAUCAUUAAAGGUCAUAAUCAAUAGUUAAUUAUAGCUUGAAAAGAUAAACAACAUUAUCUUGCUAUAUUAUGUUAUGUCCUUCUACAACACCAUUCACUACUUUUAAGGAAGGAAAUCCUGAAACCUCUUUUUGAAUUUUCUACCUGCCAACACAACACUAUCUCUAAUUCUUUGACUUACUAUAUAUCAGUGGUUUCUUAAAGAAAACCAUAAAACUCAAUGGCUUAUGAAGGAAACAGAGGUUCCUCUGUUUUGGAUGGAUUCACUCUGAAUCCCCUGCCAUAUCCUGUUCUGUUAAUCUUAGCAGUGAUCUUCAUCUUCCUUGGUAGUUCAUGGUACUUUUCCUAUGAAGAAGCUGUUGAAAAUGCUCAAGAACAAUUGGGUUGGGUGUUAUUUGCCACACCAGUGGUUCUCAUACUUAUAGUUCGUUUGUUAUCAUCCAUGGAUGAUUCAGAAUGGUUUCCUGGUUCUUCCAUAUGGGGAAGGCGCAGGACAACCUACCAAACCCCCUCAGAAGGAAGCUCUCCAUGGGGUGUGGCUGCUUUGAUUGUUGUUUUGUUGCUAUUGGUGCAGUUUCAAUCUUCUUUUCUUGAGGGUUGGUUUUAUUGAUUUGUAAUCCUUGUUUUACUUUACUUGUUUUUGUAAUUUCUGUAGGUUGGUUUGGUUUUAGCCUCUAUGUUUUUGGUUUCUAUAAACUAUUAUUAACUAUGAAGUUUGAAUAUGUGAUACAUAUCCCAUAGUCUUGUUUGUAACUAUUUAGAUGUUAUGAAAUCAUGGAGUUUCUCUGAAA
Lathyrus oleraceus (garden pea) is the source of this 1104-nucleotide messenger RNA. RefSeq lists its product as uncharacterized. The transcript has a single exon. NCBI's taxonomy places the organism in Eukaryota, Viridiplantae, Streptophyta, Magnoliopsida, Fabales, Fabaceae. Bases 534 to 923 code for a protein of 129 amino acids. The record is from RefSeq and is a predicted model, not a curated record.